AUGGGCGACGAACUGGACGACGGGCUGCUGCUCGAAGGCGAUGUAGCGUACACAGACGAUGCCACGCCGUCAGGUAACAAGCGCGGGCACGCUGAGGACGUGUCUGAGUCGAAAAAACGCAAGCGGCGGGAAAAGCGGCACAAGAAAUCUGCCGUGUACCACGCGAAUGUAGCGGCGGAAAAGAGCAUCACGGCGCAGUCCGCCGAGAUGCAGGCCGAUUUUCUAGCCGCGCAAUUUCGCAAGACAUUUCCCAAACUCAGCGCACUAGAAGUGCAGGAUACGCUAGUUCCAGCCUCUGCUGUAAAAGAGACGUUUACAUUCGACGCGCCGCGCACGCUUGAGCAUAUGGCCGACUAUCUAGCGCAAUCAGAUGCCUCCAAACCGUGGAUGAAAGAGCACGGCGCGCCGUGCAUUCUAGUGGUGUCUGGCAACGCGCAACGCGCUGCAGGCAUUGCUCGCACACUCCGCGCACUCUUGCCCCACGAGCAAGCAAAAAAAAGCGAUGCGCCGACGGUAGCCAAGCUGUUUGCGCGCCACUUUAAGGUCGACGAGCAUGUCGCACUACUGCAAUCCCACGCCACGCCUCUCGCAGUCGGCACUCCCCACCGCCUCCAGCAGCUGUUGGACCGCGGCGCGCUGCAGAUCGCCCACACGUGUGCAGUCGUGCUCGACCAUUCCUGGACCGACGCCAAGUCACGCACCAUAUUUGACACGCCCGAAACGCGCGACGCUCUCAUCCACCUCCUGGGCCACUCCCCGCUGCGCGAUGCAUUCCGCCGUGCGCAACCAUGCCGCCUGCUCCUUUUCUAA
This is a messenger RNA of Malassezia vespertilionis, 810 nucleotides long. It is a transcript of the gene cms1, whose product is annotated as Protein cms1. The transcript is spliced from 3 exons. Bases 1 to 810 code for a protein of 269 amino acids. The record is from RefSeq and is a predicted model, not a curated record. Gene Ontology annotation, cellular component: nucleus; 90S preribosome. Lineage: Eukaryota; Fungi; Basidiomycota; Malasseziomycetes; Malasseziales; Malasseziaceae.